AGAAACCAAUCCACUUUGGCGGAAAGGAUUAUAAAGGCACAGUCACGUGAUUGUAGGUGACCUUCAAUGAUAUUUUUGCCGUUGCCGUUUUGCGUUGAGUUCCCUUUUUUUAGACUUGACCUUAUCUACUAGACUUGGCUGCAACGUUUAUGGACGUGGUUUAUGGACGCUCAACAUGGAGGGAGUUCGUUUUUGUUCGAUAUUCGCUACGAAAGGCAUAUUGGAAAGAGUUUGGGAAGCACAGGCAACACACGCGACGUGAUUGCCGACAUCUUGAACGACUUUUCCCAGUGAAGGAUUCCCACUGGGAAGAGAAGUACUGUACACUGGACGCAGCACUGGACGAGAGGUGUGGGACUCGGCACAUGGACCACGGAGUUUGAGUUCGGAAACGGAAGUUCUAAUAGUUGGAGGACGUAACUUCGCAAGAAAUUCGCCACGCUAUGUCUGGCAACCGACCCCAAUCGCCGUUUGGAGCGGCGGCAGCGGCGGGGGCGAAACCAGCCGCAGGGUUACCGAAGUCUCCCUUUGCAAGUGCACGCGCGAGUAUCAGCUCGCAGUCACAGUCGAGGGCUCCUGGGCCGACGCAUCGCGGUAGCGUGAGCAGCGACCCAUAUAGUGGGGUGUACGCUGCGCCUAGCCCGACUACCACGAUCCCCGAGUAUCUACGGAUUCAGCCCAUGAAUCCAGAGGAGGCGGCAGAGCUGGAAAGGCGUCGAAGUGAGUUUGAGAUGGCCCUGCAAACCCGUGCGACCGGCCUUGCACGAAGCGAAUCCACUGCUGGCCCAGGCUUUCGGGGCAUGUCGCAAUCCCCAAGCCAAUCAUCUAUCGGUGGAGACGUUCCAGAAUCUGGCGGGCCCGGUGGUCGUGGAUUGGUUCCGCAGACACCGACAAGGGCGCUUGAUCAACAAGGCGCAGAUGCCGCGAUGCAAGCCCUGAGGAUGGGACUGAUGCGAGCAACCUCCAUGACCUCCUCUGGGUCCCCGGGAAUGCCCCGAUCCACGUCAGGUUUGCCUGCCUCUCCAUUUGUCAAUGCGUCCGGAGGGUCCUCCGCGCGCGCGUCCAUGUCUCGACCGCCAGGUACUGGCCCUAUAUCGCCUUUCGCACCCAUGCAGACCGCGCCGUCAUCCGUCGCACCAUCUACCCGGGCGUCGAUGGCCAUGAACAACCCCGUGGAUGGUCAACAAAGAGAUUCCACAGGCAAUGCGGAAGCGGACAGCGCAAUGCACGCAUUGCGCACCGGGGUAUCACGUCAAAGCUCCGCAUCUUCACUUCCACCGCGUCUAAGUACUGGUCCACCUAAAUUGUCAAUACCGGGAGCUGCAUCGCACGCGCAUACGAACCCAGCAUCCGCGUUUGCGCGAAAGCAUCAGUUUGGGCAAGACGAAGUAGUGCAGAGCCCGGCGGAAGCUGGAAAGAUCUUCUUUGCUGAGCCGCAAAAGGCGCCACAUCUGUUGCCCACGUUUACUGGACAAGGUGGACCGCCGGCCGAAACGCCUCAGUUCUACCCGCAGGGUCGAGCUAGAGCGCAGACUCUCAUCUCACAGACGAUCGUCAAGCAGCUGUCUGCCGGAAUGACGAGCCCGAUCUCCCCGCCGCCACAAUCUCCCUCAUCAGGCCCCCCCAUGGUCGACACCCGCUCGCGAUCCGGCUCCAUCCGGCGCUCCAUGGCAUCCGCCACAUCCCCGGUUACGCCCCUGCAGCGCAGCAAUCUCCACAACCUACGCAGCCCGUCCGAAGCAAACUACUCCACAUCUACCCUCCAGCCACCACAAACACCUGCCUCUGCCACGGCCUCAGUUAGAACACUCCUCCACGAUCCGGGCCCGAGCUCCGCGUCUAUUGCCGCAACACCGGCAACCGAUGCUCCGAGCCCGUUCAGGCCGCGCAUGGUGUCACUCGUCGCUACGACAUUGGGCAGUGCGGCCCUGCAUUCAGUCGACGCUGUCGCGGUGAAAUGUUUUCCGAGGAGUAGCAGUGGCUUAUUCCCACAGGACUUACGGUUCGAUGAGGAGGAAUUCGCAGCCGCCGACCCGAAAUACCUCCUCUUCCGUCGGGCUCUCAUACAAACCCUGCAAACGCAGAUCAACUAUCCUCUCUUGAUGCCGCCCGAUCUCUUGGGUGUAUUGCUUGAAGACUUUUAAAAAUAUACGUGGCCUAAAGUUGAAGACCCCAGUUUGUGGAAG
Molecule: messenger RNA, 2186 nt
Organism: Fimicolochytrium jonesii
Lineage: Eukaryota; Fungi; Chytridiomycota; Chytridiomycetes; Spizellomycetales; Powellomycetaceae
Exons: 3
Coding region: 444-2144 (566 amino acids)
Source: RefSeq, a predicted model, not a curated record